Labrus bergylta (ballan wrasse) is the source of this 4565-nucleotide messenger RNA. It is a transcript of the gene traf4a, whose product is annotated as tnf receptor-associated factor 4a. Lineage: Eukaryota; Metazoa; Chordata; Actinopteri; Labriformes; Labridae. The record is from RefSeq and is a predicted model, not a curated record. Gene Ontology annotation, biological process: activation of NF-kappaB-inducing kinase activity; positive regulation of JNK cascade; regulation of apoptotic process. Gene Ontology annotation, molecular function: zinc ion binding; protein binding.
GGUUGUGCAUUGUGCUUAGUGUGUCAGUACUGCAUCCACCGAGGAGGAGAGGGCCACGCACGGCCUCCGUAACCUCUGAGCUGUAAACCUGCAACCACACACUGAAGGAGAGUCAGGAGGAGGAAUCUGGGAACCAUAAUCUGCAGCGUUUCCUGGACUGAGUCGCUCCUUUGUUGCCGCCAGUCUCCGGGGCUGCAGGAGGAGAAGCUGGGAGAGGACGCGUCUCCUUUAUUAAAUCCCGAUCUGUCGGUGGCGGAAGGAAGGGACGUGAUAUGAACCCAUCAUCGGCUUUAAACGGCAGUGCAGCUAAUAAAUAGCCCCGUUUUCAGGGGGAGGGGAGACAUCAGAGAGGACAUUUGUACCUUUAACCUUAAAAAAAAAAAAAGACUUGACGACGGAAGCUGCAGCGAUGCCCGGGUUUGAUUACAAGUUUCUGGAGAAGCCAAAGAGACGCUUCCAGUGUCCGCUCUGCAGCAAGGCGAUGCGGGAGCCCGUCCAAGUCUCUACCUGUGGACAUCGCUUCUGUGACACCUGUCUGCAAGAAUUUCUAAGUGAGGGGGUCUUCAAGUGUCCAGAAGAUCAGCUGCCAUUGGACUAUGCCAAGAUCUACCCGGACCCGGAGCUGGAGCAGCAGAUCCUGGCGCUGCCAAUCCGCUGCAUCCACAGUGAGGAGGGCUGCCGCUGGACUGGCCAGAUGAAGCAGCUGCAGGGCCACUUCUCCACCUGCGCCUUCAAUGUGAUACCCUGCCCCAACCGCUGCUCCGUCAAGCUGACACGCCGCGACUUGCCCGACCACCUGCAGCACGAUUGCCCCAAGCGCAAGGUCAAGUGCGAGUUCUGUGGGAGCGAGUUCACCGGUGAAGCCUACGAGAACCACCAGGGCGUGUGUCCUCAGGAGAGCGUCUACUGUGAGAAUAAGUGCGGGGCGAGGAUGAUGCGUCGUCUGCUGUCCCAGCACAGCUUGUCCGAGUGUCCCAAACGCACGCAGCCCUGCAAGUACUGCGGCAAGGAGUUUGUCUUUGACACUAUCCAGAACCACCAGUACCACUGCCCUCGGUUUCCUGUCCAGUGUCCGAACCAGUGUGGCACACCCAACAUCGCCCGAGAGGACCUGGCUAACCAUGUGAAGGACAACUGCGGCAGUGCUCUCGUUCUCUGCCCCUUCAAAGAUGCUGGCUGCAAACACAGGUGCCCCAAACUGGCUAUCGGACGUCACCUUGAAGACACCACUAAGUCUCACCUGACUAUGAUGUGUAACUUGGUGGGGCGUCAGCGGCAGGAGAUCCUGGAGCUGCGGAGAGAGAUGGAGGAGCUGUCGGUCAGUCAUGACGGCGUUCUCAUCUGGAAGCUCAACGACUACUCGCGCAAACUCCAGGAGGCCAAAGUCAGAAGCAACCACGAGUUCUUCAGCCCGCCCUUCUACACCCACCGCUACGGCUACAAGCUGCAGGUGUCGGCCUUCCUGAACGGUAACGGCAGCGGGGAGGGCUCCCACCUCUCAGUCUACAUCCGCGUGCUCCCCGGAGAGUACGACAGCCUGCUGGAGUGGCCCUUCUCCUACAAGGUCACCUUCUCAAUCAUGGACCAGAGUGACCCCUCGCUUUCCAAACCCCAGCACAUCACUGAGACCUUCAACCCCGACCCCAACUGGAAGAACUUCCAGAAGCCCAGCAGCAGCCGCAACUCGCUGGACGAGAGCACCCUAGGCUUCGGCUACCCCAAGUUCAUCUCUCACGAGGAAAUAAAGAAGAGGAACUACGUCCGAGACAACUGCAUCUUCGUCAAGGCUUCUAUAGAGAUCCCCCAGAAGAUCAUGGCUUAAGAAAAAACCCUUUUUUCUCUUUUUAUGAAGGAGAAAGAAGGAUUAGGAAUGGAACUGACACUUAACCUUGAAAACUUCUACACACUUACCCUUUAGAUACCUUCUGCCCUUGCAGCCUCUCCACCACAGAGCUUGAAGCGAGUCUGUUUGGCUGUGUGAGCUGACUUGGAGGAACUGGAUAUAUCACAGAGGAGAAAGUGUUUGGUCUGCAGAGCCAUCACUCUCUGGUCUUUCUUUUUUCAUUUGUAUCUGUUUGCUGACCUUUUAUCACAGUCUACGACAAAAAAGCCUUGGAAAUCAAACAGUGCCUAGAGAGUUUAUCUUAAGUUAUAUUUUUGUUGUUAUUUCCGCAGUAGAGAUGUUAAAGAUUAUGGAAAAGAUAUGAAAUAGGGGUGAAGGGCUUCUCUAAGCCUCUGCACUUACAGAGACAGUUAGAAGCUGGUUAGAGACGUCCCAUUGGGGUGAUCUGAAGAAGAGGGAGCUCAGCAGACUCAAGCUCAAGCCCAACUGCCUUUUGUUUACAUGCUCAUACAGUAUACACCCUCUGAACCCUCUACAAACAGAGCCCUCGUGAGAGACUUCUGACGUUUGUGUACACACAAACACCAAUCGAUGCUUUUGAGUGAGAAACUUGCAGCUUCAAUCAAUUUUUUUUUUUACGGAGUUGCUCUAACAUUUUGGAUGAGUUGAAUAAGAUCAAUACCAUUCUCAUAUGUGUUUUCUGAAUAUGAGGCUUAAUCUAGCAUAUUGUUUAUCUAGCUUAGCACAAUAAAUGAAACUAUCUCAAGCUCAAUCAUCAAAAUUCUCAGAAACAAAAACUGAAGUGUAAAAAUCUGAUUUGUUGAUUUUAAUCGGGAGUAACAAUUCAUGUUUCUUGUUUGAAAUGUAUAGCUGUUUCUGCUUUUCCUAGUCUUCAUGCUAACUGGGCUAAGCUAACUGCCUUUUGGCACUAGCUACAUGUUUGAAGAUGUAUUACUUUUUUAAGCACAUAUUUUCAAUCUCAACAAGCGUGAAUGGAGAAUUGAUAACAUGUUUAGUAGUGUAACAUAAAAAACAGCUAGCGUACCUGGCUCUGUACAAUCAGAACAAAAUAAAUCUACCAAGACCAGGCUAACUGUUAUGCUAGGCUAAGCUAAAUGGCUGAUUGCUGUAGCCGUACAUUGAACAGAACAUUUAGUUCAGCACAUUGACAAACAUGUUUAGUAUUAACAAGAAAGAUAUAAAGUUGUAUAUAAGUAAGCUUAAGAGUAUUUGAAAAGUAGUGUUUAUCAAUUUUAAACAAGCAAGUUGUUCAUCCUCUUCCCACUUUUUAUGCUAAGCUAAUUAAGGUCAAGUGUUGCCGGAUAUAGCUUCAUAUAUUAGAAGACAUGCAUGAGAGUGGUCAAUCUGCUCCUCUGACUCCCAGUAAAAAAGUGAAUCAUCAUAUUUUCAAGAUGUCAGACAAUUGACAGUAGCCUUUAUAGAUCUUUGGUUUAAGUUGUCUGUUUAUGUUUUUAGCCCAAAAACAAUGAAGUUACAAUUCUGUCUCUUCUUGUUAACUGCUCUUAUCCCAGAUUCUGUCUGUGACUUUGUAUUUGUCAGUAGUUCGACCCUGCCCUGAAGCUUCAGAAGCGUGCAGAUGUACCAAACACACACGUCAUAAAGACCAUUAUGAGGUUUUGUGUCUUUUGUGGAGUUAACCAAUAGGAAAAAAAACUAAAAAGCACCUUUCGUCAGUCUUCUGAUGAGCAGACAAAGAGGCCAGUUGUUAAGAGAACACGCGCAUUUAAUAGUGAAGGAAAAGCCAUGUGGCCUUUUUAUACUGUACGUCUUCGCAUGAGGGUUUUAGGGGUGAGCAGGGCAACAUAAACACAUGCAUGCUUCAUGUGCAACCACCUGGACCACAUUUUUGUACUGUAACCUGUAAUCUUGAAAUCCCUCUUGUUAACGGCUAUGUUGUCUCUUUUUUUGGACCUUUUUGAAAGUUGACGAAUUGUCAAAAUAAUACUUUUUUAAGUUUUAUGUUUUUAUACACAGAAAAUGUGAAAGCUGUUGGUUAUAUAACCUAUAAAGACAAUGAACACUUGGCUGUGAAGUGUAUUGUUUUACUAAGCCUGGGCGUGGAUGGUUUGAAAAGAAACAGGUGGGUGUCUCUGAACCAACUACACCUUCGCUGUUACCAUGGUCACUGGUUUCUAUCUGCAACUUGGCGAUGAGGAGCGUUUGGAGGGACGCUGCCCUGUGCGAUACAUUUGUCUCCAUCACAAUACCAUCUGAGAGGUGGAGGACUUUUGUGAUACAGUAUGCUCAUGAUGUAUGUGAAUACUUAUGUAAAAAUGCAGAAGCACAUUCUGUUUUUUCAUUAUUAUACAUGGGGGGGAAAAAAAAAUCCAGAUUUUUGUCAUAAUACCAGCUGAUAUUUUACAGUGAUUUAAAGAAGUGAGAAGUUAAAAAAAAAACAAAAAAAAAACUUUUUUGUAAGAUUCUGUAUUUUUCAAAAUACUUAGCUGUUUUAUACAAACACUUUUUGUUGGAGAGUCGGGGUUGACUUUGGGAAUUUUCAGACCCUGCUUCUCUCGGACAUUUGGAUAAUUCGUUUGUACUUGUGGUUUGAGCCUCACAUAUUCUGUCUGUAUUAUUUCCUCUUAAAAGUAUUUAUUUUAAGGAGCUGUCAUGUGACUGCGCUGAUGGCAGAAUUGUUUUAAUAUGUUGAUUGAUGAGUGCUUGUCAAUUUCAUAAUUGAAAUAAAAUACCAUAUAUUAUA